AUGUCUGAUUCUGAAAAAGGCGCAGCUGUACAUCAUCGAGAGGAGACAAGCAUGACUCCCAAGCAAGGAGCCGAAGUUGACACCAUCCAUCAGGAUGAGGCCAUGAGAGUUUUAGAGGCCUAUAGGGGUGAUGAAGUUUGGACUGAGGCGGAGGAGAAAAAGUUGCGCCGCAAGAUUGAUUGGAAGCUUAUGCCUGUUCUCUGUGCAACAUAUGGACUUCAGUACUACGACAAAGCCAUGCUUUCCCAAGCAGCUUUGUUCGGACUCAGAGAAGAUCUCGGUCUUCUCACCGGAGAUCGAUAUGCCAUGUCGGCUGCCAUUUUCUACCUCGGUUUCAUCAUUGGAGCGUAUCCAGCAAUGAUGAUUGCUCAACGAUAUCCUAUCGAACGAGUUGCUUCCGGUAUUGUCACAAUUUGGGGUAUCUGCCUCAUGUUGACUGUGGUUUGCAAAGAUUACAAGACACUUUAUACGCAACGUUUCUUCCUCGGUUUAUUGGAGAGUGGUAUCAGCCCCAUGUUCAUGAUGAUAGUGGGAAGCUUUUAUAAAAAGAAUGAACAAGCCAUGCGCAUGGGUAUUUGGUACUCUUGUACUGGCUACGUCUCGAUAAUCUCUCCCAUCAUCAACUACGGGUUCGGUCAAAUCAACGGAGGGGUAUCAUCUUGGCGAUAUAUGUACUACUUCGCCGGCGCUCUGACUAUCGUCUGGGGAAUAAUCCUUGUCUUUGUUCUCCCUCCCGAUCCCGUCCGUGCCAAGGGCUUCAACGAGAGAGAAAGAUACAUCUUGGUUGCCAGACUCAAGACCAACAACUCUGGUGUCCGCAACACUCAUCUCAAAGUUGCUCAGAUCUGGGAACUCUUGCUUGAUCCCAAGUUCUGGGUUGUAUUCUCCAUCGCUUUCUUAUCCAUGAUUGCCAAUGCCCCCAUUUCUACCUUUGUCCCCAUCAUCAUCCACGGUUUCGGCUUCAGCACCCUCAACUCUCUGUUGCUUAUGAUGCCUUGUGGCGCAUAUGCUGGAACGCUUCAGCUUCUGUUCCCCUACCUGGCCUACAAAUACAGAAACAACAGAUCCUACUUGGUUUUUAUUGCUCAGAUGGGCACUGUCCUCGCUGCGUUGCUUCUCUGGCUUCUUCCACUCUCGGCUACUGGGGCACUACUCUUUGCUGUGUACAUUCUCCCAUCCGUGGGCGGCGGCUAUGCUGUUCUCAUGGGUCUUCAAAUUGCCAACACUGCCGGGUACACCAAGCGUUCCGUCGCAUCAUCUGGUCUCUAUAUCGGCUACUGUCUCGGCAAUUUUGUUGGUCCUCUCUGUUUUAAGAAAGGAGACGCACCUCGCUUUGAACCUGGUUUUAUUGUUGUCGUCGUUACUUCAAUUAUAGCCGGUCUGCUUGCUCUUGUUUAUCGUGGUCUAUGCAUGUGGUCCAAUAGCAAGCGCGACAAGUCUGGUACCACCGAAGGAUUUGAUCAUGCUUAUGAGGAUGACCUCACUGAUAAGAAGAACAUGCAAUUCCGGUACAUCCUUUGA
This is a messenger RNA of Fusarium poae, 1521 nucleotides long. RefSeq lists its product as uncharacterized. NCBI's taxonomy places the organism in Eukaryota, Fungi, Ascomycota, Sordariomycetes, Hypocreales, Nectriaceae. The record is from RefSeq and is a predicted model, not a curated record. Gene Ontology annotation, biological process: transmembrane transport. Gene Ontology annotation, cellular component: membrane. Gene Ontology annotation, molecular function: transmembrane transporter activity. The coding region runs from base 1 to 1521 and encodes 506 amino acids. The transcript has 5 exons.